Messenger RNA from Endocarpon pusillum Z07020, 663 nucleotides. RefSeq lists its product as uncharacterized. Lineage: Eukaryota; Fungi; Ascomycota; Eurotiomycetes; Verrucariales; Verrucariaceae. Gene Ontology annotation, molecular function: ATP binding; protein kinase activity. The record is from RefSeq and is a predicted model, not a curated record. Bases 1 to 663 code for a protein of 220 amino acids. The transcript has 2 exons. Gene Ontology annotation, biological process: protein phosphorylation.
AUGGAAGACGACUAUUCUAUUGUCUCCGGAGAAAACUCAUAUGCAGAUCGGACGAGACAGCAUUGGAUCAAUCGUAUCGACACCACUUCAGCUUCUCGUCGAGGGGUGAUGACUAUGGAUGAAGUCCGGAUCGAAGUUUCACGGCUUUUCGCGGUGUUGAAGCAGGCAGACUCUCUGUCAACCCAUAUACUGACUGCCGAGCACCUUUCGGUCACAGACGAUGACAAUAAACGUUUUCUGAUCGCCUCAAAGCUUCCUGAUGAUACUCGCUCGCAGCAGUUGUUGAGCGAGAUGCUUAUGGAGUCACCUCGGCAUCCUCUUGACCACCGAAUUCGUAUCGCUCAAGAUUUUAUCACCGCUGUGGCCUACGUCCAUGCUAUGGGCUGGGUGCACAAAGCUAUCCGACCGGCCAAAAUCUUGAUGCUCCAUGCUCAUGACGACGUUCCUUUUCCACAAGGCCUUGCACAUGCCUUCCUUGUUGGGUUCGAGUUUUCCCGUCGCGGCAGCGCCCGAAGUACAGGAACCGGCCAUUGGGGCUGGAAGGAAGACAUCUACCGUCAUCCAGAUCGCCAGAACAGGGACGGCGUCGACCUCGAAAUCUAUUAUACACCCAUGCAUGACAUUUACAGCGUUGGCGUCCUUCUGCUGGAGCUUGGAACCUGA